GUUAUUUGAAAACUGAAAACCACAAAGCAGCGCCAACACGCACCAAAGCUCAAGCAGCCAUUUCAAUCAGUUUAGAUUGAACUGUCUUCGAGUGUACACCUUUGCUUUGGAUAUUCUAUUGCAGCAUAAAGAAAACUUGUUGAUUUCUCAACUGUUGUGAAAAUUUUUUGGCAAAAAACAAAAUGAAACAAAUCAUUGCUUUAGUGCUCUUCGCGGCCUGUCUAUUGCCCAGCGGUGAUGCCAUUAAAUGCUAUCAAUGCAAAUCGCUCACGGAAGCAAAUUGUGCCAAGGACGUCAUCGAUGCCACCUUAAAUAUUCAAUCUGUCGAUUGCGAUCAGGUGGCCAAACCUAACACUAUGGAUCAGUUGUUGCCGGUUACUAAAUGCAACAAAGUUGUAACUAGCGACAAGGCUGGCAUAAUAGUGUCACGUGACUGCCACUUUGAGGUAGUAGGUCAGAAGCCUGAUGUUUGCACAGUCUCCCACAGUCGCGAAGUACAAAGUUGUCACAUUUGCAAGGGUGAUCUCUGUAAUGCUUCCUCAGCUGGUUUCGUGGCGAUCAGCUUGGCGACGCUAAUUAGCUUGAUCGCUAUGCAAUUUUUAAUGUAAAUUAUAUUUUGUUAAAUAUUGUUAGAGACAAUCAACUGUAACCUCUUGGAAGUAUAUUUGCAAAUUGUAUUAUAUUAAUUAUGUCAAAAUAUAGAAAAAUACCCAAUAUGUACAUACUUACAUACAUAAAAAUUGCC
Bactrocera latifrons is the source of this 745-nucleotide messenger RNA. RefSeq lists its product as uncharacterized. The record is from RefSeq and is a predicted model, not a curated record. The transcript has 3 exons. Bases 183 to 608 code for a protein of 141 amino acids. Gene Ontology annotation, biological process: regulation of synaptic transmission, cholinergic; positive regulation of voltage-gated potassium channel activity; sleep. NCBI's taxonomy places the organism in Eukaryota, Metazoa, Arthropoda, Insecta, Diptera, Tephritidae.